AUGGCGAAUAAGUUUGGAUUAGGUUCUUUAUCUUUAGAAACUAAAAAACCUAACACUACAGCGUGGAUAAAUAAAUCGAAACCUUACUUUGUGGAUCAAAUCGGAGAUACUCUUCAAGGUGAUUUAGAUAUGAACAAUUUUAGCAUAACUAAUUUAAAGUCUCCGGAAAACGAUAAUGAUGCCAUUCACAAGAAAUAUUUAAUGGAACAAUUAAAUUUAAUUGAAACAUUCUUUCAAGCAAUUAAAAGAUUAAACGUUAAAAAAGUUCUUCAUUUUAUCAAUGGUAGAAAAAUUGUAGAAACUAAAGAAUAUGAAAGUAACGACGAAAACAACAAGGUUGAUCACUUAUAUGAAAUUAAAUCGAGUGGAAAAUAUAUAGAUAGGUUUAGAAUGUUAAUCAUACCAGAUAAAGAAGAAGAUUUUCUUACUCUGAGUGAUUUUGAUAUGAUAAUGGAGACUGAAACUCCACCAUCAACGAAUAUUAUUAGAAAUCCAGAACCACAAAAAAAUGAUAUAAGCUUUUAUGAGUUUUUACGAGCAACAGACUUUGAAUACGUAAAACUAUAUUUUGUUGAUAAUGAUAUAUUUACCUCACUCGAUAUUCAUAAAUGUCAACAAAAUCAAAAAUUUUUAAUAAGAGAUGGUGUAUAUGUUUAUAUAUCAAUCUAUAUUGAAAAACCAAAAUUUUCAGUUCAUCUGAAUAAGAUUAAUGAUUCGAAAGAACAAAUAUCAUUAGUAACUGUAAAUGUUUUUAUUGAAGAUAGUAAACACGAAGUAGCUUUAUCAGAAAUUCACUUAAUUUAA
Lottia gigantea (owl limpet) is the source of this 804-nucleotide messenger RNA. RefSeq lists its product as hypothetical. NCBI's taxonomy places the organism in Eukaryota, Metazoa, Mollusca, Gastropoda, Lottiidae. The record is from RefSeq and is a predicted model, not a curated record. The coding region runs from base 1 to 804 and encodes 267 amino acids. The transcript has 2 exons.